This is a messenger RNA of Achroia grisella, 5443 nucleotides long. It is a transcript of the gene Bap170, whose product is annotated as AT-rich interactive domain-containing protein 2. Bases 201 to 5195 code for a protein of 1664 amino acids. The record is from RefSeq and is a predicted model, not a curated record. Gene Ontology annotation, cellular component: SWI/SNF superfamily-type complex. The transcript has 37 exons. NCBI's taxonomy places the organism in Eukaryota, Metazoa, Arthropoda, Insecta, Lepidoptera, Pyralidae. Gene Ontology annotation, biological process: regulation of DNA-templated transcription. Gene Ontology annotation, molecular function: DNA binding.
CCUGACUUUUUGUUAUAAAAAAUAAUUAAUUUGUGUUAUUUUAAUGAAUUUGUAGUGUGUGUAUAAUUUCUAAUAAAUAUUUAUUAACUAUGUGAUUUAAAAAUAAUAAAUACCUUCGAUAUAAUACCUAUUUCUAUGGUAAAUAGAAAAUAUAGUCUGAUUUUAUUGGUUACAUUUUAUGAAGAUUAUCAGCUAUAAAAAUGGCAAAAUCUCAAAUAAAUACAAAAUCAUGUAAUUACAUUAAGGAUAAAGAUGGUUUCCUAAGGGAACUUAGACAGUUUAAUGAAUCCAAGAAUAUACCAUGGAAGACACCGGUAGUGAAUGGUGUGGAAAUUGACUUAUAUCAAUUCUAUUCAUUGGUACAACAACGAGGGGGCCUCAGUAAGGUAAAUCAAAAUGACUCAUGGGAAUCAUUCUUGCGACCCUUGCGACUACCACAUCCAUGUGUCAAUGGUUCCACACUACUACGUAGAAUUUAUGGAAUGCAUUUAGAAAAAUAUGAAAGGGCCAAGGGUCCGCCAGGUAGAGACGACGACAAUGACAUGGACGAGGACCCCAGGAGGACCCGAGGGGGUGGAAUGCCGCGAAUAUCAUUCGGUGGUGGUAUAUAUAUUUCAGCUUCAGGAGAGACCAUUCAAACUGGUACACGUAUAGCAGGCCCCUCAGAAAGGCUGGCCCUCUCACUUCUCUCUCCGAUGCCGAACGAGCAGGAUUUCGCUGUGAAUGUGUGCACAGUUUUGGCCGCAGACCAUUCAAACAGAUUACCUUUGUCAACCACUCCGCAUAUAUUGGACUUCCUAUUGGCUCAUGCUGGUGUUUAUAACCACUCGAGUCUACGCGACACAAUUGGCCGUUCAUACUUCGAGGCUCGAGGUCGGUAUCCAGAUGAUUUCUGGAGCAUGAGAGCUGGUGGUGGAGGGGCUAAAGAACUAGCAGAUGAAAUGAAAUUUAUGCAGCCAGGUGUAGAACAGCCAGAGUUAAUGGUGCAAGCACUAGCUGCCCACAAUGCGCUCACCGACUGUCUAAUGCAAGAAGAUGAACUUGGGGAUAUCACUGAGAGGGCGGAGAAGAUCGUUGAAGAGAAUUUUAUGUUAAACCGUGUCUCUACAAAGUCUCAAGAAAUAGAAGACUGGGUUACUGAACCGUCAGAAGAGAACCAGCUCUUCGCACCAGAGUUACCUGGCGGAGCGUCGUGUGUGUAUACACAGAGAGUCCUGCAAAUUGCUUCUAUAGUUCGUUCCCUGUCGUUCCAUGAGGAAAAUGUGCAAUAUCUGGCUAAAAACACUACGCUUAUCAGGUUUUUGCUGUUAUGUGCUAAUUGCUGGGUGGGAACGCUGCGGCAGUCCGGACUCGAUACAUUGGGCAAUGUGUCAGUUGAACUUAUUAUUAAGGAUCCAGCCACGUGUCUGAUAUCGCGACACGUUCUGUCGACGAUACAGUCUGCGCUGGUGUCGCCAGACCGGGCAAGAGUGCUCGCCGCUCUCGAGCUGCUCAACAAACUCGCUCAGAACGAGGCCAAUGAAGACGCGCUCCUCAAGGCUUUGGAGGCUAAGGUGUACGCAGACGUGUGCGCUCUGCUGACUCUCCGCGACAUCAUGGUGCUGGUGUGUACGCUGGAGUGCGUGUACGCGCUGACGUCACUGGGCGACCGUGCGAGCGAGGCAGUCGCACGCGUGCCCGGUCUCGUUCACACGCUUGUAUCACUUGUCACUGUUGAGGCACAAAGCUACGGACCACGUGCGUGUAUUUUAAUGCGCGUCGUGGAAACAGUAAGCGGUCCGAGUGCGCUCGCUGCAGUUAAUGCGGCGAACGCUGCAAGCGCUUCGAGCGCUGUAAGCGCUAGCGACCGUGAUCAAGCCGCUGAACGGCAGAUUGUGACCACAACCGGACAUAUUCAGCACACGGCGUUGAAGACAGUGACGGAGUCCCCCGCAGCCCCCGCGGCCUCCCCCGCCCCCGCCCCCGCCCCCGCCCCCGCCGCCGCCGCCGCCGCCCCCGCCGCCGCCGCCAACAGCACCGCCGCGACAGCCGCCGCCACCACACCACUCUCCAACAUACAACAGUCGCAUUUACAACAGAGGACUGUGCAGGAGAACGAGCACUUCGCACAAGCGUGGUUGAGAUCAAGUUUCGAGCCGCUGCCAGCGAAUGACAACAGCGCUAGUGAUGCUGCAGAACUGUAUCGCCAGUACCUCGCCUGUUGCAAUAAGCUUGGCCGAAAGGGGGUCAUCGCUCCCGCGCAUUUCCCACGUCUUGUCAGGACGGUAUUCGGUGGUACAGUGGGCCCCAACACUGUCACAUUAUCCAGCGGAGAAACACAACAAGUGUAUAUUGGUAUACGCUCAAGAAAUGCACAGAAUAGACCUAAUCCACCAGCAGGACCAUCGUCUCCAAUUCUGAAGGCGCAAUUGACGAAUAAACCAGCCGAAGCCAAACCAGUAGUAACACAAUCGCAGCCUCAGCCACAGCAGCCGGUGGUCUCCCAUCCGCAUCUCUCUCAAGCACUGGAGUCAGGUUCAUCGAACACGACCCUGAUAAAGCAUCUCCUCGCCCACAAAGUAAGCCCCGCACACCAACAGCAUCAAGUUGCUCAAAGACAACAAAACCAGCAGAGACCGCCGUCAGCACCCUCAGUCGUUGUGCAGUCGAAUCAGGCAAUGGAUGUAGACCCGGAGGCUCUUAUCAAAUGUACGACCAUAACGCCCGGCGGUGUUGCCAGUAGUACUCCAGUCGGUGAAAAGAUUAUUAUCAACGCACCGGAAGAAGUGGUUCCAGUAAAAGAAGAGCCGGUGCAAAUACAGAUAGAUGAACAGUCUCAAUUAACUAUUAAAACGGCGCAAAAUAAAAUGCUUGCGGACUUAUUAGAGAAGAAAUCAAAUCCUCCAGUACAAGUAGUGCAAAUGACGCCGCAAUUAAACGCGCCCACCAUUCAAAUCACCGAGACCGGUCAAAUCGUUCAAGUCAAACCUGACACUAAUCCAGUGAUACAAAUCAACGCAGAUCCAGCUCUGGUAUCCCAACCCGGUCAGUAUUUUCAAAUUAAGAAUGAACAAGGUCAGAUAAUUCAAAUAAAGAAUGACCAAGGUCAAAUUAUUCAGUUAAAAGGUGAUCAGAUACAGGCACCACUGAUGCAAUUUAAAAAUGACCAAGGUCAGAUUGUUCAAAUAAAGAAUGAGGGGAAUAUUAUACAAAGUCAUAUUAUACAACAGGGUGUGGUACAGAAUAUAAAAUCUGAUAAAGAAAUUAUUGAUACUGAUCAUUCAUAUACAGAACCUCCGAGUAAGAAGACGAAGUACGACGAAAAAAGAGAGACAACUUCUCCGCAGGAGAGCGUGUCGAAAACUGCAGCUAAUUUGUACGCAGCUUUAGCGGCUUCGGCGCUGGAAGACGAAGAGGAUUUGAUACCCCCAAAACAAGAGCCAGUAGAAGUGAUACAGCCGUCAGUAUUGGUUGCCGGAACUGGAGACAACGCUUCAGUUAUCAUACAAGAACCUAUUUUACAGGUACAGCAACCCGCUGUUCAAAUGCAACCGCCAUCGUUGCAAGUUCAACAGCCAACUUUGCAAGUUCAGCAACCGACGUUACAAAUGCAGGGUUCUACUUUACAGGUACAACAACCAACUUUACAAGUACAACAACCGAUGUUGCAAGUGCAGCCUAUGGAUGUCCAAAAUAUCAUCGCAUCACAAUCAGGACAGAUAAUUUUACAAGAAAAGUCAAUCGCAUCACAACCGACACAAUUUGUACAGCAACCUAUGCAAAUUAUUGCAACACCUGGUACCUCUCAAGGUGGUCUGAGUUAUAUUACGCAGAAUUUGCCGGGCAAUAUGAUGCAGAAGACGAUCAUCAUAGUUCAAGGACCUACAGGAGGUGGUCCACUUACGUUAACGGUGAACAACCCCGGGGGGCUGGACGAGGCCACGUUGAACAGCCUUAUUGCUCAAGCAACAGAGGCUAUAACACAACAGCAAAUCAUUCAGAAUUCGGGCGUGAUACAAUCAACUCAGAGGGUGAUAGUGAGUCAGCCCACCCUAGUGAGCACGUCACAGCCAAUCACUGUGGUGAAAACGGCCAUCGCUCAGAAUACAUCGCAGAUAACACCCAGUCAGCAACCUGUAAUAACAACCCAACCGCAACCACAUAAAGCUCAAAUUGUCAACACGGCGCAACAGCAACAAAUUGUUGUAACACAGAAACAACCGCCCUCAUUGAUCAGCACGGCGUCCAGUAACCAGCAAAUAAUACAAGGCAACCAGCAACUGUUGCAAGGGAACCAGCAGAUAAUAGCGGUUUCUAAUAAUCAGCAGAUAAUUGUGAAUGCUCCGAUGAAGGCGGUUGUUCAGCAACCACAAAGGAGGCAGGUGGUUACUAAUGUACAACCAAGUGUUGUUAGUCAAUCAUCUGUUAUUCAGAGUGACAGUAAAACUAGUGUUAUCCAAACUAACGCGAAGGCAGCUCAGCCGGCAAUGCGUCAAGUCAUUACUCGGCAGCCAGUCAUGGUUGGCAAUACGAAAAUAGGCGAUAAGGAGUUGAUAGUGACGCAGCCCGUUACUGAAAAACCAACACCACCGAAACCUUCGGCGACGCCACCACUGCAACCGACCACCCCACAAGAAGAUACGCCUUGGAUAUGUCACUGGAGGGGUUGUGGCAAAACGUUCUCGAAUGCGGCGGACGUGUUCUCGCACGCGGCGCGCACGCAUUGUCCGCCGUCGGCCGCGGGGGAGGCGCCCUGUCUGUGGCUCGACUGCGACCGCGUCCCGCGCAAGACUUUCGCGCUACUCAACCACCUCACCGACAAGCACUGCUCCGCGCAAGCAUUAAAAACGCUAUAUAAUUCGCGACGCCACGCAGCGGCGGAGGCCGAAGCCAACAAGCCAGUGUCGCUGGGAUACCCACCAAACGCAGCACUGGCAGCCCUGAAUAAACAUGCAGCUGAUAUGUUCAACCCUAGGGAGCUAAUGCACAGGGCCGAACUCAGUCGCACACCGGAGCAGCUGGAUGAAAAUGAAGGUCCAGUAACGAAGAGUAUAAGGUUGACAGCUGCCCUGAUACUUAGGAAUAUUGUAAUAUACUCCAAUACUGGACGACGACAACUUCGCUCUUAUGAAGCUCAUCUGGCGUCGAUUGCACUCAGCAGCGUGGAAGCAUCUCGAACCAUUGCCCAAGUGCUGUAUGACAUGAACAACAUCUGAGAAUCGUCUGACGGGCUCAGGCCCGACUAUAUAUAACAAAGAUCAAGAAACAGCUGACAAACAGAUAUUCGAUAAAAUAAAUCUACGUGUAGAUUUACUAUAUGGUAUACUUUGUUUUUUAAUAGAUACCUAUAUUCCAAAACAAAGUUUCUGAGACUAUCUGCAUGUUCGCGAUAAUAUCAAAAACCGCUGAACAGAUUGUAACGCGGUUUUCAUAUAUCAACAGCGAUAUCUGAGGAAGAUUUGCG